AAUGCAGUGAGCAAAUUUAACCCUACAAAAUCAGAUACAUGGAUUACUAUACACCAGAUAAACUUUAAAAAAAAAUGGAAAUGGAAGCCAGCACUUUCCAUCACUCAAUGUGAUACUGUUCUCUUGUUUCUCCUUUUUCGGAAAAGGAAAAUCAGAAGUAUUGGAGAGUGGUUGUGGAAACCUCCGCCAGAAUCUCCCCAGCUGUGUUUAUUUGGAAAUGUCUCUCCUAAUACAUCUAAACAAUGUGGACUUGUGAUUGCAGACUUUGCUGGCACUUCAGCAACUGUUCUCUGCCGCUGGGAGUGUCAGACAAAGCCUGUUUUUGCUGAAUGGUUAAAUCUCUGCUCACAAGGACUAAUGAAUACAAAUGGAAAUUCCAUGAAGCUUGGACUCUCUAUCUCUAUCUCUCUUUCAGACAAAGAAAUAUAAUUGGGUGCAAUGUUGUUUUAAUGGUAAAAAUGUGCUCCUCCAUUUUUGCUGUAUUUAUGUUGUAUCUUAUUUGUAUUUUGUAUGUCCUGGUACGUGGUAUGUCAUUGUGCUGGUGUCUGUUACUCUGUGACUCCAUUAGUCUGUGACUUUGUGACUCUGUUAUUCUGACUCUCUUACUCUGUGGCUCUGUUGCUUUGUUACUCUGACUCAGUGUCUCUGUCUGUGACUCCCUUUCUCACUCCGUCACUCUGACUCUGUUAUUAUGUGACUCUGUGACUCUGUCAACACAUUCUUGUGAAAUGAUAAAUCAAGAACCAUACACAGUGGAAACUGUACUCACUAUGGGCAUGCAAACGUGUUCUUUUGCCAUUUGUUUGUCUUAUUCUAACUGUAUUAUCUGCAUUUCUGUGCCCAGUUUGCCUCUGUGUGUUUAACUGUUCUGUCACCAAUUAUUCUGCUUAUCAUCCUCUGCUACAUUUAUGUGUUGGUAAAGUUAAUAAAAGAAGAAAAAAGUGAAUAAUAGGGACUAGUAGGGAAGUUAUACAGUCACAAAAAGUGGCACUGAAAAGCUUAGUCACAAACUGUCAAACUCAAGGGUGUUGUUUUUGUGCUGGUGACUGCAUUUUUUCCUCUAUGGGUCUAAUCUCUUAACACUCACAUAGAAUGUUGUUAGCAGCUUCAUAUAUUAUCCUGUACACAAAUGAUCCCCUAAAUAACGUGUGUUAUUGUGGGAUUUACUGUCCGUUGAAAGACGAAAGCGCCACCAUCCAAGAUGAUUCAUCAGGGUAGAAUACGGAAAUGAGAUGGGCAGAUCCAGUUUAUUAUUUUUCACCCCAUGAAUCAUCAAUGUUGGAAAAGUGGAUUUCCUCGGAAGCCUUUAUUUUCCUGAUGGCGAGAAAAAAAGGACGAUGAGGACUUUUCUUUAUAUCUUGCUUUGACAUUCAUUUUCAGCUUUGUAAUUGUUAUAUAACUCCAGCAGCUGUCCCAUCCCUCGAUCGACGUUCAGUUUCAGUUUGAGGAAUGCUGCUCCUGACUUGCUGCCAUGCAGGUCUCCGUACAUGCGUAGUAGUACCCGCACAUUGUUUGCAGUGUACUCGAAGAGUUGCAGAGUCAUGUCGGUGCAGGAAUUCCUCCCCUCCACCACCAACACCACCACUGUCACCGCCACCGCCGCCGCAAACACAGCAGCGUUUGGACAUCCGCCAGCCGCGACGCGAAGCAGCAGCAGCAGCAGCAGUGACUCUCACGGCUCCGCGCAUUUCUCCUUUAAACGUGGAGGACGACAGAUCCGCUGAGUUUCCCUCUGACAGAAACGCUUCAGCCAGCGACCGAGGGAAGACUUUCUAUGGGUGGACAACUCUUGCGCAAACCUCCCCUCCCUCCCUCCCUCCCUCGAGUGAUUUCAGUGAUACAGAGCGGCCAUGGAGUCGUGUGGUGUGGAAGUUUAACAGCUGUCGUUGAGGUGUUUCUUAAGGUUAAGCAUCGCAACACACCAGGAUACAUCUGAUUUUGCAGUUAUGCACACAUUUGCCAGCCGCCUCUCCUUCCCCCGUGGAACCAAAUUGCAGAGGACUCUCUGAAAUGUCAGAAUGGAUUACUUUCAAAACUCUGAAACCUGUAAAAUCUGGACCCACAGCAACUUAAUUAUCAUGGUUUGACUCGUGCUUUGGGAACUGUCUGAUCCUGACACAAAUGCUGUCAGUCAUGUUGGAGCCAGGAUCUGUGGAUGAGGGAGUAUUAUGUGGUUCACCAUCAGUCUGCAAGUUUGUUUAUCCGUCGUAUUUGUGCAGAGAAACAUAUGACCUCAACGUAUUUUAUGCAGCGACUGGGGUUUCCUGUGGACCACUUGCUCUGCCUGCUGGCUGUUGCUGGGAUCACCAAAUGGAUAGUACCAUUACACUGUGUUAAAUUUGCAGAAAAAUGGAGAAACUAAAGACAUUUGCUCACUGGGGACUUCACAUUAAUGAAUUAAAGACUAAAAGAAUUACCUCUGUCCAAAGUUUGACCCCAGUGGGAUAAGAACUCAAACCUUUUAACUGUAGAAGACUUUAAGACUGAAAAGGUAAUAGCUCAAAUAAAUCCAGAGAACCACUCUUCCUCUCUCUCACAAUGCAUUGCCCUAUGAGGAAGAGACGUCCCACGCGUGAUUCUGAUUUCUCAGCUAUUGUAGUUCCCUCCAUGCAUGGGUCAGGGUACCUUGACUACACAGUUGAGACCCACGCCUCCAGAUCGCUGAAGGUCAUGGACGAGUUCAGACGGCAGGAGAUGUUGUGUGACCUGGUGCUGCAUGUCACAUACAAGGAGAAAACAGUGGACUUCAAGGUGCACAGGGUGGUCCUGGCCUCCUGUAGCCCCUACUUCAGAGCCAUGUUCACCAGCAGCUUCAAAGAGUGUCGCGCCUCAGAGAUCACCUUGCGAGAUGUUUGCCCCCAGGUGGUGGGAAGGCUCAUUGACUUUGCCUACACCUCCCACAUCACAGUGGGAGAGAAAUGUGUGUUGCACGUUCUUUUGGCUGCUAUGAGGUAUCAGAUAGAGGAUGUGGCAAAGGCAUGCUGCGAUUUCCUUGUUAAACAUCUAGAGCCAGCUAAUGUCAUUGGCAUCGCUCGCUUUGCUGAGGAGAUUGGCUGCACAGAGCUGCACCAAAAAAGCAGAGAGUAUAUCAAUACACACUUCAAUGAGGUGACUAAAGAAGAUGAGUUCUUCAGCCUCACUCACUGUCAACUGCUGGAGCUCAUCAGUCAGGACAGUCUCAAGGUGCUCUGUGAGUCUGAGGUGUAUAAGGCCUGUACAGACUGGGUCGGCUGGGACAUGGAGGGUAGAGCCCAGUACCUACAUGCCCUCCUGAAUGCAGUUCAUAUCUACGCUCUGCCUCCUAAGUUCCUGAAGAACCAGCUCCUGUCCUGCCCCAUCCUCAGUAAGGCUAAUUCCUGCAAGGACUUCCUCUCUAAAAUCUUCCAGGACAUGACACUGAGGAAGCUGCCUCCUGGACCGAACCGUGGAACUCAGCUCAUCUAUGUGGCUGGAGGAUACCGGCAGCAUUCACUUGCCUCCAUGGAGGCUUAUGAUCCCAGGAGAAAUGUCUGGCUAAGGCUGGCUGACAUGGGCACUCCAUGCAGCGGUCUGGGAGCCUGCGCGCUGUUUGGACUGCUCUACACUGUUGGGGGCAGGAAUUUGUCGCUUCAAAACAACACGGAAUCCAGCGCCCUGUACUGCUAUAACCCGAUGACCAACCAGUGGAGCCAGAGAGCCUCCCUCAACAUCCCCAGGAACAGGGUCGGGGUGGGCGUGGUGGACGGCUGCAUCUACGCCGUCGGAGGUUCCCAGGGCUCGACACAUCACAACACGGUGGAGAGGUGGGAUCCAGAGUCUAAUCGCUGGUCCUUUGUUUGCCCAAUGUCGGUGGCUCGUCUGGGGGCUGGCGUGGCGGCGUGUGGGGGGGCUCUGUACGUGGCGGGGGGAUAUGACGGACAGAACCGCUGGAGCACCGCUGAGAAAUACCAGCCUGACACUAACACCUGGCAACAGCUGGCUCCCAUGAGCACCAUACGCAGCGGGCUGGGGUUGGUGUGUGUGAACUUCUACCUGUACGCUGUAGGGGGGUAUGAUGGGAGAAACCAGCUGUCCUCUGUGGAGCGAUACAACAUAGCCAGGAAUGUCUGGGAGCCCAGGGCCUCCAUGCAGUACUGCCGCAGUGCGCAUGGAGUGACGGUCUACCAGAGACGAAUCUUUGUCUUCGGAGGGUUUAACCAGCACGGCUUCCUGCCCAGCGUCGAGUGUUACUGUCCGGACAGAAACGAAUGGACAUGCAUCACCGAGAUGCCUGUUGGACGGAGCGGCAUGGGCGUCGCCGUUACCAUGGAGCCCUGCCCUGGCAGCCUGCCGGAACCAGAGGAGGAUGAGGACAGAGCCACGUAGGAUUGAGGACAGGGACCUGCCUAGGGUCCCAAGGGUUGAGUACAGUCCCAAGUGGUGCUGCUUUUCAAAGAGAGGGUUAAGUGCAUUAAAUUAAAAAACAUUCCAAUAUGAAAACUCCCACUUGAAGUGCACCAUGGGAUACUGCUGGUGUAGUCUGAAUGGAAACAUUGAGGAGGAACUAUAUCUCUACAUCUGCUGGGGAACAAGUGAUAUAGAAAAACUGGUGGCAUGACAGUGACCCCACAAUAAUAAGGUGCUACGGAUAUAAUCUCAAAUAAUAGUACUAUUUAAUUGAAUAUUGUUAUUCCUUCGCUGUUUUUAAUCUCAUUAGUGUUCAAUUUCAUUUGUAGAUUGGCAAAGUGAACUUUCAACGGCCUCCAGUGUCCUUAUUUCUAAUUCCUCUUUUACAUCUCUACCUCCGUCCGUCUCUGUCCAAAUGACCACUUUUUUUAUGUGUUUUCUUUAUUUUGUACCAAUGAGCUUUUACCCAAAACUGCCAUUUUAUUAUUAUUUUGUUGUUCAUUCACUGUAUUUUGUGUUUCUGAAAAUGAAGUUAAUCAAAUGUGUGGAUGAUAAAUAUCGUGCUUCUGCAUCCAUCUGUUCAGCGUUGUAAUUCACAUUCUCUCAUAUGCACUGAUGUUAGUAAAGACAAAUGUGUUUUACUGA
Molecule: messenger RNA, 5010 nt
Organism: Lates calcarifer (barramundi perch)
Lineage: Eukaryota; Metazoa; Chordata; Actinopteri; Centropomidae
Gene: keap1a
Product: kelch-like ECH-associated protein 1a
Molecular function (GO): protein binding
Source: RefSeq, a predicted model, not a curated record